This is a messenger RNA of Clupea harengus (Atlantic herring), 6121 nucleotides long. It is a transcript of the gene srebf2, whose product is annotated as sterol regulatory element binding transcription factor 2. The record is from RefSeq and is a predicted model, not a curated record. Gene Ontology annotation, molecular function: protein dimerization activity; RNA polymerase II cis-regulatory region sequence-specific DNA binding; DNA-binding transcription factor activity, RNA polymerase II-specific. Gene Ontology annotation, cellular component: nucleus. Gene Ontology annotation, biological process: positive regulation of cholesterol storage; positive regulation of transcription by RNA polymerase II. NCBI's taxonomy places the organism in Eukaryota, Metazoa, Chordata, Actinopteri, Clupeiformes, Clupeidae.
GAUUUCCUUGACAGACUUGUGUUUGUAAAUGACGUCACCGUGGAAAACAAGAUGGCCACCCACAAUUUGUAAAUGGAACUACUAACGUAGGAAUCAGCCUCGUUGAGCUACAAGAUCAAUGUUUUCAUACUGAUAGAAAGGCGACAACCCGGGUAGGGUAAACAAUACAUCAUUACCCUUGCUGGAGGCAGAUUUUAAAUAUACGACUUUCGGGACCAACACCCGGUGAAAACCGGGAAGGCGUGGAAAUUAAGAAUGGACGGAGGAGAGUAUAUUUCUUCAAUGGAAAACAUGGAUCCAACAUUAGCAGAACUUGGUGAUGAAUUCACACUUGGGGACAUCGAUGAAAUGCUCCAGUUUGUUAGCGGUCAGGUGGGGGAUUUCCCCGACCUCUUUGAGGACCAGAUGGCUGCUGGUUCUGUGCAGAAUGGGGUGGCGUCGACCCCGCGCCAGGCCCCCGCUGCCCCUCAGGCCCCCCAGACCCCCCAGGCCCCCCAGACCCCUCAGACCGUGUUCCAGACCAGUGCAGGAGGCAGCGUGACCUUGGCCGCAACUCCCGUGCUGCCGCCUCACUCUCUCCCGCUCACACCGCCCCAGACGCCAGUGCAGACGGUGACCGUGGCGCAGACCCAGCCACAGCUGCGCACGCCACCCCUGCUGCAGCCCCGGCCCCAGCAGCACGUGCAGCCCAUCCAGCCGCAGCAGGCCGUGCAGCCGAUGCAGGUGCAAACGCAGACCAUCCCCGUGCACACACAGGCCCUCACUGUGCAGACGCAGAGCUUCCCUGUGCACACCCAGACGCUAGCUAUGCACAAUCAGACGAUGCCUGUGCAAACACAGGCGCAGACGGUGAUGAUUACGUCAGGGCCGCAUCAAUCCCGCUUCAUUCAAAACCCUGUCAUCUGCCACCAGAGCCCCACUGCUGGCUUCCAGGUCAUCCAACCACAGAUGCAGAGCAUUAUGACAUCACCACAGAUGCAGCCAAUGACAAUCCAGCACCAGCGUCUGCUGACGCCGUCAGGGCAGACCAUCCAGACCCUCUCCACAGCGCCCACUGCUGUGCACACAAUGCAACAACAAGUGCAACAAGUUCUGGUCCACCAACCCCAGAUCCUCAAGACCGACUCUCUGGUUCUGACGACUCUAAAACCAGACGGAACCCAGGUUCUAUCCACCAUGCAGAACCCUAAUGGCAUCACCCACCUUACAACCCCUAUUCAAACAACUUCGCUUCAGGUUCCGACUCUGAUGGGCGGCAACAUCCUGCAUACUGUGCCGGUCAUGAUGAGUAGUGGUGACAAGUUGCCAAUCAAGCAGCUGUCAUCAGGCACCAUCCAUAGUGGAGUUCAAAGCAGGGCAUGCAUAGACCAGGGUUCACCAAUGAUUGUGGGCCCCGGGGGUGUGGUAAAGGAAGGGGAGCGCAGGACCACCCACAACAUCAUUGAGAAGAGGUAUCGCUCCUCCAUCAACGACAAGAUCAUUGAGCUCCGAGACCUGGUCAUGGGGCAUGAUGCCAAGAUGCACAAGUCAGGUGUGUUGCGCAAGGCCAUUGACUACAUCAAGUACCUGCAGCAGGUCAACCACAAGCUACGGCAGGAAAACCUGACCCUCAAGAUGGCCAACCAGAAGAACAAAUCUGUGUGUCUGGUUGAAGACAUGGAGCUGAAGCCGGAGUUGCAGAUGAUGUCUCCUCCAGCCUCUGACUCGGGCUCUGGCUCCCCAGACCAGUUCUCCCCCUACUGCAUCGACUCGGAGCCCGCCAGCCCUCUGCUGGAGCACGAGCAGAUGAAGAUCGAGCCGGAUUCUCCCUCCACUGUCGGAGUGAUGGACCGCUCCCGUCUGCUCCUCUGCGCCCUCACCUUCCUCUGCCUCUCCCUCAACCCCCUGCCCUCCUUGCUGGGGUCUGAAGCUCACGUUGGACCCAGCUGGGGUGCUGAUGCUGGCGGCCAUGGACCUACCAGAACUCUCUUCUCUUUCCCCUCUCAAACACAGAACUUUGCUUCCUGGUUAUGGUGUCUGUUGCCGUGGGUGAUGGUGUGGGUACUGAGUGGGAUCGGUGCGGUGUGGGGGUGUGUGCGGGUGCUCUACCUAUGGGAGCCUGUGACCCCUCUCCACUCACCCAGAUCUGUGUCCUUCUGGAGGCACCGCAAGCAGGCCGACCUGCAUCUGUACAGGGGUGAAAACUAUGCUGCAGUCACCAGCCUGGAGACCUGCCUGUCCAUCUUAUCCAGAGCUCUACCCACCAGCGGACUGGACCUAGCCUGCUCUCUUUCCUGGAACGUGAUUCGCUACUGUCUCCAUAGGCCCACCCCCUUGGGAUGGCUUGUGCGCCAGGUUGGUGGACGACAUGAAGGGGAGGAGUCUCAGACUAGUGCCCGGGAUGCAGCUCUGGUCUACCACCGCCUCAGCCAGCUCCAGCUCACAGGUAAAUUGGCCGACCGCAGCAGCCUCUGGGCUCUGUCUCUUUCCUUGAGUGCGGUGAACCUGAGCGAGAGUGCCCAGGGGAAGAUGCCCCCCACCCAGCUGGCACAGAUCUACGUCACCGCUGCAACUGCCCUGCGGACAGCACUGGGCCACCAUCUCUCGUGCCUGCCUGGCCAUUUGCUGAAUCGUGCUGAGAGUGUGGCCAGCCAAUCAGACGGCAAGCCCAUUCCUGAUGGCCUGCGCUGGCUCUUCACCCCAUUGGGCAGGCAGUUCUUCCUGAGCUGUGAUUGGUCAGUGAAGUCAGAGAGUCAUGAGGGAGUGUACACGUCCCAGAGAGACCAAGCGGACCCUAUUGCCCAGCUGCACUGCUGCUUCUGUGAGAAGCUUCUGGAAAGGGCCGUCCACUCCCUUAUCCAGCCCCAAAGUCACUCUGGGGCCAACAAAUACAAAGAUGACUCUGGGGAGUUCUUCGGUGCUCUGGAGUUCCUCCAGCUGCUGAACAGCUGCACUGAAGAGUCCUCCACCCCCUCACCCUCCUUCCCGGCUCUGCCCAAUCAAAACACGACACCAGUGGGAGACCCUGUGUGCCGCUGGUGGAUGCUGGUCCUGAAGGCUGCGCUUCACUGGCUGCAGGGCGACGAUGCAGCUGUGAGGUCGUUACUAGCUGAGGCUGAACGUGUCCCCAGAGCACUGCACACACUCGACCACCCUCUGCCCAAGGCUGUGCAGCUGCUGUGUAAGGCGGUGCAGGUGAGCUUGAGCCAGCAGAAGGGGGAGGGUGUGGGCGCUUGCCUGGCCCACUGCGAGCGCUCCAGCGCCUACCUGCGCGCGAGCAUCUCUGUGCAGCUGGCCCAGUCUGCCACCUGGCUCAACAAGGGGGUUGAGCUUCUGGUGUGUGACCUCUUACUGACCCUGCGGACCAACCUGUGGCAGCGAGGAGGUUCUAAUGGGGAGUCAGGCCCCGCCCUGGGCUCCCAGUUGGCUGGCUUCCAGAGAGACCUGAGCUCCCUGCGCAAGCUGGGGCAGUGCUACAGACAGGCCCAGCAUAAGGUAUUUCUGCACGAGACCACAGUGAGGCUGAUGGCUGGAGCAAGUCCAACGCGCACACACCAGCUGCUGGAGCACAGCCUACGGCGCCGCCCUCAAGACCCUGGCCACACCGCUGAGGGCACCUGCGUCCUGGGAGAGCGUGAGCGAGCCCAUGCCAUCCUGCUGGCGUGUCGUCACCUCCCUCUUCCCCUGCUGACACCGCCUGGGCACCGUGCCCGCCUGCUGGCUGAGGCCAAGCGCACAUUGGAGCGCGUCGGAGACCGGCGCUCGGUGCAGGACUGCCAGCAGAUCCUGUUACGCCUUGGCGGGGGCACCACCAUGGCCGCCUCCUGAGGCCUGGUCCCAGAUCAACCUCAGGCCCCAUGAGGUUCUUAAAGGGAGUUACCCGUCAGUCUCCAACCACAGACACCAGAUCAGCCAUCUGCUACACAGUGGCGCAUUUGAAUAGGGAAAAACUGAGUAGCCAUUCAUUGUCAUCCCCAGCCCGCAAUUAUGUUCAUAUAUGUGUCGUUCAUUUAAAGCACUGUGCAUUUUACCAUACACACGCACACACACACACACACACACACACACGAAUAGGCUGUAGAUUCUACUUUUAUUCACCUAUAGAAUUUAGACCAAGCCUAUCGUAUUCAGACACAAGCAGUGAGAACUUUUAUAGGGUCUCUCUGUAUUUUUAUAGAUCAUCUUACUUUUACCAUUCUUUUAUUGCCCUGUUGCAGACCUAUCUGUUCUCUGUAGAAGAGAAGACUGUCUCUUGUUUACCCUCAGGCAACACCUCAACCAUGUUGCCAUAGCUUGUCGCUAGUUAUUUAUGAGCCAGACCUCACACUGGAAAACUGAACAUGCACGAGAGGGAUGUUGUCAUAACGUGCAGUUGGCUCUUUAUGGCCUCUGACCAUAGAGAGGGGAGGGGAGGAGUGGUUUCUCUGGGUUCUGGAGGUAAAGAAAACAACCUCCUUGAAUUGCAGGUUUACUGUGCACACUGUGUAGUCUCUCUCGCUCUCUCUCUCUCUUUCUUUCUCUGUUUUAGUCUCCAUGUCUACCACCUUUUUCAAGUUUUUCUUAUUCCUGACAGGAUCUUUCACUUGGCAAAUACCCUCUAUGGUCACUCAUUCUCUGGAUUGGAAAAACUAAACAAAACAAUCAAUUAGCCAUGCCCAGAACUUGCAUUUCAUUAAAAAAAAUUGCUAAAUGCUGCCACCAACCGUGACCAAUACAAACACAGGACCACCAGUAGGGACUCGAUACCCACUGUAACGGUUUGUUAGAAGAUUAGAAGGACACCAUCUAUCUCACCUUCUUCUCCUCUUGACCAUUCAAAGGGCUUUAAGGGAAACGAAGCCCGCUAGACUUUCUCUGAGUUUCACAGCGCAAACGCAAACUCAAGGCCUCUCGCAGGACUGCUUGUGUAGAAUCAGUUUGUACCUACCUCAUUUACUACACAAGGCCUGAACAGUGCGCCGUUACUGUAGUACUGAAGAACCAGUUGGCCAUUGAGUGUCCAGCAGUAAACUGUUGUAAUUGUGAAACAGUAGUAUGGAUUGGUAAAACACCAGAUGAAGCAUAGUGCAAUUCUGAUCAUACAGUAUGUAAAUGUUUGUACUUUAAUUUAUAAAUAGAGAGUUCAGUGACCUUGAAUUUCAUAAAUCAGUGGACCCAAGCAUCAGAUUUUUGGCAUCAAACUCACAUACACACACGAAUAUUUAUACAAAUACACACACCGAGCUCAGUCCUGUUUUGUAUAUACAUUGUAUAUAGCUGUGUAGAGACCAAAGUCAAACUUAGAGCAUAGUAGCCUGUUGUCACCCAUGUGAGAAAUGGCCAGACAUCUUUCUGAAACAUUUUCUAUAGGAUGUUAUAUGUACACAUGGUCAGAAUACCUUUGAACUUAAAAUGGAAAAGGAUGCUGACCAACUGGUAGUGUGCCCAAACAUGAAGUAGUCAUGACGGAGCUCUGGCCACCCUGCUGGAAGGCAGGAUUGGAUGAGUUAACCAGUUAACUCCACAGCUUCAUGGCCUUGAACCUUAAUUAUCACUUUCCAUUUGUUCUAGUUCUUUUAUUGUUUCAUUUUAAAAGGAUGCCGGUAAUGGGCUCUUUUAUGUGUUUUUAAUUCUGGACUUGUUGGAUAGAUUAUUUUUGUCAGUGUUGCCAUUGUGUGUUUUGCAAGUUCGGUUAUUUAAAGAUCUGUAAUGCAAUUACACUUUUUUUUGUCUUUGUUUUAAUGAGCACUCUGUCUCCCUCAGUUUAUACUUUCGGUUUCUUGAUGAUGGGGUCAGAAAAGUUUUAAAUGUUGGAAUUUAGGGUACCAGAAAAGUUGCUUAAAUGUUCUGCUUCAUAUGUUUAUUGCCUGCAGAAAUAUUAUGAUUUUUUUAAACAGCAAAAAAUAUUGUCAGGUUUUAAACUGCGGCAGAAUUUCCAUGUGACAUUAGUUGGGUAUCUUUUCUGUAUAUCACCCAAACAACCAGCUUUAAGUUUUCUCCUGGAAUGACCAAUGGCUGUAAUGGAUUGCUUAGCGCGGUGCCAUAACAGUCCCUUGAUGGAAAUAUGUUACAAACUUUCCCCCUUUCUCUUUCUCUGUAUGUGUUUCUUGUUUGGAUUUUUAUGUUUGAAGUUUGUUUUUUAAUAAAACUGCAGAUGACCAUG